UUGCCAGAUUCUGCAUACAACAGAACUCUACAUGGGAGGAAAAUGGCGCACAUGAAAUCUAAAAUAGUUACUCCACCGCAGUGAGGUUCUAGUUCUUACGCAUUUGUCUGUGUUUUUACUGUCAUGAUUUAACUUCAAGUAUUCAUCACGUGGGGUCAACUGAGGCCUGACAAGGCGCUACACAGGAAAUCUGGCAACGUUCUCCUUGGUAAAAAAAGCGGCCGGCAACACUGUCAAUAUUGAUAGCGUCACUUGUCUUUCUUCAGCGUCCAGCCGUGCAGCGUCCCCGCUGUCAAGGUACCAUUUUUCCCUGGUAUUCAUUUUGUUCUUGUUCUUGGUGGAAAAAGUGACAACAAACAUUGAUCUACAGUAUUUGCAAAUAUUAUUUCAUUUUCCUCAUUACUCAAGGAUUAAUAGACAUAUUUUAAAAACUAAAUAUGACUAUUGGAGGAACUAUAAAUAAGUCAUACCUCAACAAAAGUAAGAAUACCUAUCCACCUCAAGGAGUUCGUUGCCAAAAAUGCCUGGAGUAUGGCCACUGGAGUUAUGAAUGUAAAGGAAAACGAAAAUAUCUACACAGAUCAUCAAGAACACAACAGCUCAAAAAACGUGUAAAAGCUGAAGAGGAACGAAAAUCUAAUGUUCCUGUGGGAGCUAAUGAGCGAACAAAGGAGAAAAAGAAGGAUUCAAGUGACUCUGACAGUUCAGACAGUAGUUCUGAUAGUUCCAGUGAUUCUAGUUCUAGUAGCUCAAGUGAAUCUACAAGCAGCAGUAGUUCAUCUUCAGAAGAUGAAAAUUAA
Acanthoscelides obtectus is the source of this 800-nucleotide messenger RNA. NCBI's taxonomy places the organism in Eukaryota, Metazoa, Arthropoda, Insecta, Coleoptera, Chrysomelidae. The record is from the annotation of a GenBank genome assembly.